AGAACCUAAAUCAAGAUAUCACCUCCUACUCCCAUAUAAUUGAUACUCUCACUGACUCCGCCCAUGGAUUAGCCGUUCGCAGCCCUCGCAGUAAUGUAACCACGGAGUCAAUAGAAAUCUCUAACAAGUAUCAGCUUUUGGUUAAAAUGGCUGCUGCUGAGGUUGAUAAGAAUGGAGGUAUUGUGAAAGACCACCAGGGGUUCAACGAAGCUGUGUCAGGGUUUAACACAUGGAUCAGAGUCUCCAGGGAAAGACUACAAGCAUCUAUAGACACAUACGGUGACAGAGACACCAUCAAAGCUAACUUUGAGCACCUCAAGGAGUUAGAGGCAGAAGUAUCUGAAGGCAGGCAGAAACUUGACCAUGCUUCUGAACAAGCUGAUGCUACUCUCCCUAACACAGCUGACUCAGGGCUGGCACGUAUCAACACUGACAUAAAGGUCAUCACAAGUGACUUUGGU
This is a messenger RNA of Owenia fusiformis, 461 nucleotides long. Lineage: Eukaryota; Metazoa; Annelida; Polychaeta; Sabellida; Oweniidae. The record is from the annotation of a GenBank genome assembly.